Daucus carota subsp. sativus is the source of this 796-nucleotide messenger RNA. RefSeq lists its product as uncharacterized. The record is from RefSeq and is a predicted model, not a curated record. NCBI's taxonomy places the organism in Eukaryota, Viridiplantae, Streptophyta, Magnoliopsida, Apiales, Apiaceae. The transcript has a single exon. Bases 265 to 639 code for a protein of 124 amino acids.
AAAUAAGAUUGAAAUAUCUAAUUUUCUUGUUCAAAUUGACAAGCAUAACGCAAGAUAUACAUUACUUUAUACAGUGUGUGACAGCCACACAACACUCGAGCGAUUGCAGCUAGAAAAGUCUCGAGUGUCCAAUAAAACAGCACUUUAUUGGAAGCAUACUGUCUAUAAAUAUCGUCUAACCACACAUUUCUCUUCCAAACCAAAAACACUACCACCAAUCCACAUAGUCAACUUUGAACCCUCAAGCCUCAUCAUUCAUCGAUCAUGUCCCGAGAUAACUCCUCUUCCUCUUAUUCUCAAUCACCAUUGCCUAUACACUUGUGUUUCCUACUCGUAAUACUCUUCAUGUUCUUGACCUUCUCAUGGUACAUCCACUACGAGUCACUUUUCGAAGCCCUUUUUGAUCAAAUAAAACUAGUCCUCAUAGUCUCCCCAUUGCUCCUCCUCCUCGCUUUGCACUUGCUGUCGAAUUUCGACACUACUUGGUCGUCGUUUUUGGUGCCGCUGCCGGAGAAAGACUCGUUCCAUAGAGCCGGAGGGAGUCCUUGGGGUGUUGCACUUGUUCUUGUUCUACUGCUGUUUUUGGUAUCUUAUCAGUCUGAUUUUCGUGAGCGUUGGUUCCCACUUUUGAGCCGAUGAAAUGCCGCGGAAAAUAUUAUUUUCGAUGUCGAAUAUUAGGUGCAUUCGGAAAGAUUCUUGUCAUGUGUUUGUUUUUGUAUUCCCAUGUAACAUAUGUGUGAUUUUAUAUGCAUCUUGUAGUGUUUACGAGGAUUAUUAUAUUAGUUUGUUUAUAUUA